Molecule: messenger RNA, 2955 nt
Organism: Symbiodinium sp. CCMP2456
Lineage: Eukaryota; Dinophyceae; Suessiales; Symbiodiniaceae
Source: the annotation of a GenBank genome assembly
AUGGCGUCGGCGGCCUGUCGAAGACAGGCCGCCGAUGUCGCUGACGGAGAGGCGCAGGCCCCAAUGGGUGACGGUGCCACGCUGGUCCAGCUGCUGCCACAGGGAUGGGAGCCCCAAGCGCUGGGACCGGAGAGAGAUGGUCGAUUCUGGCAGCACUGUUAUUGGUUGCAGAAGUCGGCGCCAUGGAAGAAGUUGGUUUCUGCCUGGGCCGAAGACCAUGGUCUUCUGGCAAGUGGGCUAUGCCUACGAGAUUCCGAGGGUCGCGACGUGCCACUGGAUCAGACUCCUGACGUGGAUGCUUCCGGGCCAGAUGCUCCGAGAGAAAUCGUGGUUGUGUUGAGAGAAGGUGCAGCUUUAGAGGAAGUUGGUCGUUGGGAGGCGGCUGCGAAGCACCAGCGUGAGCCGAGGGCUCCACCCGAUGGCACCCAGCGCGUGCGCAUCACGGCAUGGCGAGACGACCGUCAGAAUGCUUCAACCUCCUUGACCUUCUGCGUGCUGCCGGACAUGGCCCUGCGUGGCCUGAUGGUGGAGUGGUGCAGCAGGCAAGGCCUCUCUUUGGCGGAUGUUUCCUUCAAGGCAGAAGCUGGCGGUGAAAUCACGACUGCAGAUACGCUGAAAAGCUUGGCACCAGAUGAAGAUCUACCCAGAGCCGAGAUGUUUGAGAUCCGGGCUGAUCCGAGAAGUGAUCGACCUGUAAAGACACAGUUUGUGCAGCUACCUGAUAUGUACCUGGCAUCCCAGACGCAAGACAGCGCAGCCCCAGCUGCGGAAACUGCCUCCAAGCCGCCAGCUGCGCAGCCUGCUAGUAAAUCUGCUGCGCCUCGUGUGCAAGUCCGAAUCGCAGCGCACGGCAUCUUGAGCGAGCGGCUCAGGCCGUCUUCAGAGCAAGCUGGUUUGAGCUUUUGGACGAAGAUGCUUGCCCCCAUCGGCAAAGUCACAGCAGCGUGGUGCAGACACCACGGCUUGACACAAGACUCCAUUUUCGUGUCCUACAAUGGAAAGCCAUUGCAGGCCGGUGACACCCCCGCGACGCAUGGAUGGUCACCUAACACAGAGGUAACCUUGGAAGCAUUGCACGUGAGCGAUCCGCGGGUGAUGCAGGUCAUGGAGCCGCGGCUGCCACAGCCGGCGCAGCCGCCGCAGCCACCGCAGCCACAGCCGACGACGACUCCAGCUCCCGCGAAACCAGUGGAGUCGGAGCGACCGGGCGGCCGUGCUUUGCUGAAGGUUUAUGACGAGGUGGAGUGCUUCGAGUUCUGGAUGCGACCAACGACGACCUUUGAGAGGAUGAUGAAAGCCUGGCGCGAGCAGCGCAAGCUGGAGCCAGCACAGACUGUCAGGUUUCAGCUCAUGGAAGGAGAAGGACUGCGCGCAGGAGAUCUCGGAGCCAAUGAGACUCCAGCCGUCAGGGGCUGGUCCCCGGGCAUGGGCGUGAUCAUGGUGCGAGCCCAUGCAGAGAGCCCUCUCGAUCCGAAUCGCAGCAUGUCCGUCAAAGUCGAAGCGGACAGCCCUAACGGAGUGAACGAGGUCAAGUUCACCAUGCGCUUGUCUGCGCCUUUGGGGAAGAUGAUGAAGGCGUGGUGUGGGCAUCACGGACUUCCUCUAGAGAAAGCCACGUUCAUGUUCCAGCAACGGGUCUUGACACCAGAGGACACCCUGCAGUCCCUGGGCUGCACCACGGGGGAGGUGGUCUUCAAGGCCGUCCCCAGCGAGGCGAAGGCCACGGAAGCCAUGGAGGCGAAGACCGAGGCGAAGGAGCCUUCGGACCAGAGAAAGGUGUCGGUGAAGGUGGAAGCAGAGGGUGCGGACGGUCUCAACGAGCUUCGCUUCAACAUGCGUUUGUCUACGCCAUUGGCGAAGAUGAUGCAGGCCUGGUGUGAUCACAACCAAGUUCCUAUGGAAGAUGCGGCCUUCCUACUUGGCACCGUGGUCUUGAAGCCCGAGGACACCCUACACAGCCUCGGUUGCCGUGACGAGGAGGAGGUGGUCGUGAGGGCGGUGCCUCGCGAAGAGGAGGAUGAGAAAGGAGAGGCGAAGGCUGAGGAAAAGAUGCCUCGUGAAGCCGAGGGAACGCGAGAGGCCGAGGAAAGCAAGGAGACCGAGGCCCAGGUGCCUCGCGAGGAGGAGUCCAAGAAGGUAGGGAAUACGGAGGCGAAGGAGCCUUCGGACCAGAGAAAGGUGUCGGUGAAGGUGGAAGCAGAGGGUGCGGACGGUCUCAACGAGCUUCGCUUCAACAUGCGUUUGUCUACGCCAUUGGCGAAGAUGAUGCAGGCCUGGUGUGAUCACAACCAAGUUCCUAUGGAAGAUGCGGCCUUCCUACUUGGCACCGUGGUCUUGAAGCCCGAGGACACCCUACACAGCCUCGGUUGCCGUGACGAGGAGGAGGUGGUCGUGAGGGCGGUGCCUCGUGCAGAUCCAGAGGCUGCUACCGCUGCCGUUCCUUCUGCGGCGCCGGCUGCUGCGGCGGCAGAACUCGAGGAAUCGUCGGCAAAGGUGUCUGUGAAGGUGUUGGCCGAGGGCGCCGACGGCGUCAACGAGCUGUGCUUCAGCGUGCGCAUGACGACACCGCUGGGCAAGAUGAUGAAGGCCUGGUGUGACCACCAUCAAGUUCCGGCAGAGGAGGCUGCGUUCUUAUUGGGGGAGCAGCUGGUGAAGCCCGAGGACACGCUACUGACACUGGGCAGUGGCACCGAUGCGGUGGUGUUCCGCGCCGUUCCUCGCGACCAUGCGGAUGCGAAGGAGGCUACACCCAAGAAGCGAGGCCCGGAAGCGAAGGCGAAGCCGAAGUCGCCGAAGCCGAAGGAGAAGCCCGAGAAGCCCAAGGGCAAGGGCAAAGGCAAGGGCAAAGGCCGGGAGCCCCGGCACAGAAGGCACUGUUCACAAGAGACCUCCGUGCAGGGAAGCGCAAGGGCGCCGACGAGGCCGUUUCUGCCGAGCUAUUGGUACCAACAGUAA